Molecule: messenger RNA, 1813 nt
Organism: Vigna radiata var. radiata (mung bean)
Lineage: Eukaryota; Viridiplantae; Streptophyta; Magnoliopsida; Fabales; Fabaceae
Product: transcription factor MYB111
Exons: 3
Coding region: 308-1390 (360 amino acids)
Source: RefSeq, a predicted model, not a curated record
CCCCGUCACGAGGUUGUCGACGGUGGUUGAGCCACGACUGUAGCAUUCAUGCAAGCCUACGUGGCACAAUCUGCCACCACAUAUAUGUUUCCAUCACUAGCCCCACCUCUCUGCACCGCUUUUCCAGUUCUAUAAAUUCAUUUACACUCCCUUCACCCUUUUUACAUUUCAGCUCGCAAAAUAAUACAAGCACGAGUGGCUCGCUUUGCAACUUGUAAAAGACAAAACACACACUACACAUGAUGCACUUCUCCUUCUCCACCGCAUUCUUCACUCUCUAGUCUUCUGUUUUUCUUAAACCUCAGACAUGGGAAGAGCUCCUUGUUGUGAGAAAGUAGGCUUGAAGAAAGGAAGGUGGACAUCAGAGGAAGAUCAGAUCUUGGCCAAAUACAUUCAGGCCAAUGGAGAAGGUUCUUGGAGGUCGUUGCCUAAGAAUGCAGGAUUAUUGAGGUGUGGCAAGAGUUGCAGACUGAGAUGGAUUAACUAUUUGAGAGCUGACCUUAAAAGAGGAAACAUUUCUGCUGAAGAGGAGAAGACGAUCGUCAAGUUGCACGCUUCUUUGGGUAACAGGUGGUCUUUGAUAGCAAGUCAUUUGCCAGGAAGAACAGACAACGAGAUUAAGAAUUACUGGAAUUCUCACUUGAGCAGGAAAAUUUACUGUUUCCCAAAGAUGGAGAACCAACAAAGUGCAGUUGCAGUUGCAGGGGCGAUUGAUACACCUAAAGUGGUGAGCAUUCCUCCCAAGCGAAAAGGUGGCAGAACAAGCCGUUGGGCAAUGAAGAAGAACAAAACCUAUAUCCAAAAUGCCGACAGAAUCAAAGAAAAUUUGAAUCAAGGAAAUAUUACUGUUAGCAUAGUUCCAAAUGCACCCAGUUCGUCGACAGAGAGCAAUGGCAUAAGGGAGUCUAAGGCGACGGAGGAUAACGUGGUAGAAGAGUUUAGAGAAGGAAAGGUAGAUGAAAAGUGUGAAAAGGAGAUCUUAAAAGUGUGUGAAAUUGAGGGCAUUGAUGAGGGGAGUGAGAUGUUGGAAAGUUGCUUGGCGGAAACAUGUGGGGUUUGGGACAUAAGUGAGAAGAGAGAGAGCAAUGAUGUGGAAAUGGUGCCUAAUACUGAUGCUAGUCCAAACAAAACAUCGUCGUGUGAUAGUAGCGUGAACGGUUAUUCGUCUUCUUCUUCAGUGGCCCUGAGCUUGGAUCAACACUGGGAUUGGGAGAGCGUGAUAGAGUUCAAUAACGUUGUUGAGUCCCAAUUCGAUUCUCACGAUUUUAGUCACAAAGAUGAACUGCUGACGUGGCUGUUGGAGGAUGACAUUUGGGAAAGUCAUGACAACAAAUUGGAAGAGACAGAUAUAAAUAUACAAGACAACGUUCUUGAUUGGCUUCUCUCUUGAUUCCUCCGACUACGAUAAAGAUAUCUAGAUAAUAUUUUCUUGACAAUAUUUAAACAUCAUCUACGUGUUAUUCUGUGAUUAGUUCAUAGUGUUAUUUAUGAUUAUUAUUAUUGAUUAUGAAAUAAUUUUGGACCAAUCACAGAAUAACACAUAAAUGAUAUACAAAUAUUAUCAAAAAAAUAUUGUCUAAAUAUUAUUCCUCUAUUAAAAUAGACCUAAUGUGUGAGUCGCCUUGUUUUUCCUCUUUCAAAUUUCUAUGUCGUAGGCUUCCAAAUUAAAAAUUCCGCACAUUUUAGACAAAUAUUGGUGUUUUCGUCACUUGCAUUGCAUGUAGCUAGUUCCAAAUGCAGAUUUCACUAUGUAACGGUUACAAAUUUAUUUUAUUUUACAUAAUUAUUUUAGAGCUCAUGAAUAAAUUGCAAU